CAACUCAUAGGAGAAGGAUUCGGGUGCAAGAAACUAAAAGGACACAGCCACCGAGGGCAAUGGGGACUUCAUUCGUUGGGUACUUUACGUUUGUCCUGCUUCUCCUAGCAUUGACCAAAGUACGAGGAGGUCCGGCCUUCAACACCCCCCUGUCUUCAGACUUGUCCGAUUUAAAGGGUCUCCUGGAACGUUUAGAAGACAGACUCCCGGUAGAAGAAGCCGAGGCUCCAGCUCAAGACUUGUUCCCCCCAAAUUAUGAUUCUUCCGACUCUGCAAACUCAGCACCGUCCUGGACUGGAGAGGCAGCCCGGCCCGGGGCCGACAUGACGUAUAACAGAGGGUCCUGGCUACAGCAGGAGAAAUCGUCUCCGCUGAGGAACAAGCUUCGAGAGCUGCUGAACGCUCCCCGCAGCAUGAGGAGAUCAUCCGACUGCUUCGGAUCGCGAAUCGACAGAAUUGGCGCUCAAAGCGGCAUGGGGUGCGGCCGCAGGUUCUAAGAGUAUCGUCUUCGGACCGUAGAAGAACCCAAUCUUCGCCAUCGAGGGGAUCUCGUGCCGUUAUUUAAGGACGUCUUCUUCAUACAGACCCUCCGCACCGAUCACGGCCCUCCUCAUUAUUUAAAGUCAUAUUUAUUUUUCUACAUUGUAACAACUCCCCGUCACCGUAGUCACCAAGCGGGUUCCAGUAACGCGUUGCCAGGUUUAGAAGUCGGAUCAGCGUUGCGGAUUCUGUCCCGGCGCACCGUAUUCUUCUUUUGUUUUUGUCUUGUAUGGGAAUAAAGUGAGAGGUUUUUCCUAGUC
Messenger RNA from Nanorana parkeri, 800 nucleotides. Its product is annotated as natriuretic peptides A. Gene Ontology annotation, molecular function: hormone receptor binding; hormone activity. NCBI's taxonomy places the organism in Eukaryota, Metazoa, Chordata, Amphibia, Anura, Dicroglossidae. The transcript has 3 exons. Bases 60 to 497 code for a protein of 145 amino acids. Gene Ontology annotation, cellular component: cytoplasm; extracellular region; nucleus. The record is from RefSeq and is a predicted model, not a curated record. Gene Ontology annotation, biological process: neuropeptide signaling pathway; cGMP biosynthetic process; negative regulation of systemic arterial blood pressure.